AAGAAGUUAUAGAGGAUUAUAAAAAACAGCUGAUUUUGAAAAACACCCUGUACCUCGCAAACCAAACUUGUUGGCCAAGAUCUGACUACACCAUCAAAUGACACACUAAAAAAGAGGACGGGAAGCGUAUAUCAGUUUCUCAGUAUCUUCGGCCAUUUUGGCUGUACCCUAUCAAACUAUCGAAAAUCAACCACCCUGUACAGGGAGGAUUUUGUGGAUUUGUUGAACAAAUUUUUUCAAUUACAUUUGACUACAGGAAAACAUCCUUGUAAAAUUCUAAUAAGUUAAAAGUAGUGUUUAGAUUUGAAUACAAAACAAUUCCUUGUGUGAUUCUAAUAAGUUCCAACUUCCAAUAAAAGUAGUAUUCAGAUUUGCAAUACAAAACAAUUCGAAGGUGAAAGGUGAACGUAUGUUUAUAUACCACACAACUUAUUAGCCUAUUUAUGUGGGUGGUUGCCGGGUUUGUUGUAGUUUUCUUCUCGCUGUUAAGUCUCGACUUCCAUCGAGAAGUAGGUUAGCAUGAUACUGCACGACGUAACGUAGUGGGGCGCGCACCAUUCGCUUGUGAUCCUUUUCGGUGCCGUGCAACACGCGACGUUUAAACACUCCAUCGCCGCUUACUUUAUUAUUUAGUUUAUUAUCGAAAGGCAGUCGCGACGGUUUAAUCUCGCAUAGACCAAGUACGAUCCGCGGAAUGGAACCGUCGAGCGGAUCAGUGGUACCAUGAGCCCUGCGUCGCUUGACGCGUUGGAAGUAGAGCGGUAUAUCGGCGCUUGUCUUUUUUCACAAAACCGAUCUAAACAUUUUACGAAAAAUAAUGUUUAUCCGAAAUCGCCCAUGUAUAAUGGUUAUGUGAAUUUUCAAAAUUGUCCUUCUCCGGUCGAAGGAUGGGCGGGUGGCGCUCCUUUGAUAUCUUUUGCUGGCCACCAGCGAGGAAACCGAAGACAAAAAUACGAUGAGAACAAUCAUUUGGCCCAAUUAGCUGUGCAUACGCAAGGCGCUCCGCUUAUUUUGUCAAAGUGUUACAACCAUCGGAAAACUAAGCCUCAGAGAAAUAACGUGAUUCAGCAAACGAAGGUGUUCGAGAACACGAACCAUAGAAGAUUUUCUUCGAAUAAAAAUCAAGACCCAGUAAACGAGUGUUCAAAUGGUGCCCUGGACUGUUUUAGUGUCACAAGUGAUGAAAGCUCCGGCUCUCAAAACUCCGAAACUUGUUUGCCCCGGAUUAUAAAACCGAGAAAACGACGGAAAAAGGAUCGCAAACCAACCCACUUACCGCGUUUAUACAAUCAAGAUCCCAUGAACAAUGCAAGUACAAAUGAAGACAACAAACCAAGUAUAGAUGAAACGAAAUUAAAUGAUUUGAUUGGUGAUUCUUCAUCUGAAGAUCCAAAACUGCAUCACUCCUUUGAAGAAGUUGAAGAAGUUAAGGAUGUAAAUGGAAAUCAACCGGUGAGCACCUGCCAGUGUCGCUAUUGCGAUCCAGAAGGACAAAUUUGGGAUGUCGAUAGAAGUUGUUACUCUCCAUUCCUAACGCCUCCCACCAAAACUUUAUUUGAUUUUUCGAAUUUGCUGUCUCAAUCUUCGGAAUUGCCUUUCAAAUUUUCCGAAUUAUCUUUAAAAGAGGAGAAGGUUCCGUUUAGUCGUUCGGCAUCUUCUUCGUCUACUUCUUCGGGGGAUUUGGAAGUUUCCACGGAAAUUGUGACGUCUUUGAACGGGCAUAGGGACUUGGAGAUUAAAUUUUGGUUAAACGGUGCUUUGGAUGCGAAAAAUCAGUUGAGAAGUGAUAAUAAAACGUGAAUUAUUUAUUGUAUCGUGUCGAUAUUUGGUGCAAGAGAAAGAUUUUGCAAACGUUUAUUUAUUAAGAAGCGAGCGCUCCUGUAAUAAUAGUUUAUUUAAAUUAUUUGCGUUUAUUUGCAAAACAUUUUUUUUUUUGUAAUAUAAUGAUGAUUAUUUAAACGAAUAACUUUUCAUAAUUGUUUUAUUAGAAAUUUUGCGGUGUAUGCUUGAUAAUUUCUUUAUGAUUUUUGAUUCAGUUUUUCAGGAAAUUGAUUUACAUAAGUGAUGAAAAUUUUGGUCGCCUCAUUAAAAUUUUUACGUUCACAAAUUACUUUUACCAUUUAUUUCCUGCCAAUGUUUGAACUUUCCUCAUUACUUUUCUUCUUGGUAUUAAUUUCUCAAAUCGUUAGAUUUAACAGUUUUUAAAUAAAAAUUCAAUGUAAAGUUUUAUUGUAAAGGUAUCCUAAAAAUGUCUAAAAUUUCAAUUAUUAUUACCC
Molecule: messenger RNA, 2276 nt
Organism: Ceutorhynchus assimilis (cabbage seed weevil)
Lineage: Eukaryota; Metazoa; Arthropoda; Insecta; Coleoptera; Curculionidae
Source: the annotation of a GenBank genome assembly